AUGACGGAGAGCCCGAUCCCAGCACCGGCUUCGGCCACCAAACCCAAACGGGCCAGGGCAGCACGGCGGCCGGCAGCCCACCCCACCUACUCUAACAUGAUCGCAGCAGCUAUCCGGGCCGAGAAGAGGCGCGGUGGCUCCUCUUGCCAGUCCAUCCAGAAGUAUGUGAAGAGCCACUACGAGGUGGGCCCGAACGCCGACGUCCAGAUCAGGCUCUCCAUCCGGCGCCUGCUCGCUGCCGGUGUCCUCAAGCAGACCAAAGGGGUCGGCGCCUCUGGCUCUUUCCGCCUGGCCAAGGCCGACAAGGAAAAGAAGUCUCCGACCAGGAAGAGGAAGACGGCAACAAGGAAAUCCACAUCACCCCGGAAAGCAGCUAAGCCCAGGAAAGCCAGGUCGCCGGUAAAGAAGCCCAAAGCUUUUGCCAGGAAAGCCAUGAAGAAGUCGAGGUCCAGCCCGAAGAAAGCCAAGCCAAAGACUGUUAAGGCCAAGUCACUGAAGCGCAAACCCAAGAAGGCAAAGCAUUCCAAGCCCAAAGCCAAGUCCAGUGCCCGGAAAUCACCCAAGAAGAAGUGA
Molecule: messenger RNA, 573 nt
Organism: Mesitornis unicolor (brown roatelo)
Lineage: Eukaryota; Metazoa; Chordata; Aves; Mesitornithiformes; Mesitornithidae
Product: histone H5
Exons: 1
Coding region: 1-573 (190 amino acids)
Biological process (GO): negative regulation of DNA recombination; chromosome condensation; nucleosome assembly
Cellular component (GO): nucleosome; nucleus
Molecular function (GO): double-stranded DNA binding; nucleosomal DNA binding; structural constituent of chromatin
Source: RefSeq, a predicted model, not a curated record